UGUGUGUGUGUGUUAAGCGUCGGGGCUGCUGAUGGCAGAAUAAAGUCCUCGGAACGCUUCCGUCGAUGUGUUCCGUCUGAUCCGGUCUCAGCAGAAGAUAAACCAGUUUACCGAAGUCGGGACUCGGGAUUCAGAGUUAAAUCAAAGUUGUUGGGCUUGGAGAUCCGGACGGUAACGGGCACUGUUUACACUCGGAACCGGAAUCGGGUUUGGGUCUUAAGUUUCCCAUCUUGAAUUGUGGGUUUUUUCCCGUCUUUUUUUUUUCUUCCUCCCGCGGCUCCGUCUGUUUUAUACCCGGAGACGACAGCUCCGGCCCGGGCUUGGCUGCGCUGCGGCGCCCGGCGGGGGGAGCGAGGCCGCCAUGUUGGCUGCUGCUGCUGCGGCUGCGCUCGUCAGCCUGCUUCUCGUCCGAGAAUCCUCUGUUCACGCCGGGUCCCUGCACUUCACCAAGGAGCCCAAAUCCCAGGAUGCCUUGCAUGGGCGGAGCGCCAUGCUGCGCUGCGAGGUCAGUCAGUCAGAAGGUGUCGUCUACAGCUGGCUUCAGAACGGCCAACCAGUGAGUGACUCGGAGCGGCGCUUCCAGAAAGGGGCCAGUCUGAAGUUCUCAUCCGUAGAUCGCCUCCUGGAUGCCGGAACCUUCCAGUGCGUGGCGUCCCUAAGCAGUAGCGGGGAAGAGGCGAGGUCCACCAACGCAUCCUUCAACAUCAAAUGGCUGGAGAGCAGAGCUGUCGCUCUGAUCGAGCCGCAGUUAGAAGAGGAAAUUCAGAGCUCCGUCUCUGUUACUCUGAGGUGUGACAUCGAUGGCCACCCCAGGCCGACGUGUCAGUGGUUCAGAGACGGCGUGCACCUCCAGGAGGAAACUCAACUGAUCAACAAUAAGGAGCGCACGCUGACGCUGCCUGCCGUUGGUCUCCAAGACAACGGAGUUUACUACUGCUGCGCUAGCAACGCCGCCGGCCACACCUGCAGCAACGCCAACUUCAGCCUGCAUAUAAUCGAUGAGAGCACCCCUCGGCCGGUGGUGGUCCCAGAGAGCUUGGUGGUCUUCAGGAACCAGGCCGCUCUGCUCAACUGCCUCUUCACUGCUCAGCCUCCACCCAAACUCAGCUGGUACCAUGAAGAUGAACCGGUCACAAACAAGUCACGGCUGUUCCUGCUGAGUAACGGCUCCCUGCUGAUCAGCCAGGUCAAACCCAGAAAUACCGGCCUGUAUAAAUGUGUCGCAACCGCGGAGAGAGGAGCGCCUGUUAGCGUGGAGGCAACGGUCAGGAUAGCAGAGUUGGAGGACUUUGGGCUCGCCUACCCGAGGGUCUUUGAGCCCAACACCCUACAGAGCAUUACUUGCAGUCCCCCGCGGGCGUUCCCGCCGCCCCGGGUUUGGUGGGAACAUGGGGGGGAGCGGGUUCCGGCAGAGUCAAACCAGAGUCGGGUCUACCACGAUGAUCUGAACCUGGUGUUUAAUCCCAUCCUGAAAGACGACGCUGGCUCCUACACCUGUGUGGUCCAGAACUUGGCCGGGACCAGGAAGCAGGAGAUAGCUGUCAUGGUGGCUUCUCCUCCAGAGUGGCUAAAGGGGCCGGAGGACAGCCAACUGGAAGAGGGUCAGCCCGGCUUCCUGCACUGCCACGCCCAGGCCACGCCCCCGCCCACGGUCACAUGGUACCGCAACGCACUAGCCAUCAACCAAGAGGAUGUGCGUUAUAAGCUUUUUCCUAACGGGACACUGCGGAUCAACAGCGUAGAGGUCUUCGACCGCCACGUCUACGUUUGUCAAAGCCAGAAUGCCGCCGGGCGACUGGAAGGCCAUGCCAGAGUCUACGUACUGGAGAAGUUGAAGUUCACCCCAACCCCUCAGCCCUCCCAGUGUCUGGAGCUGGAUAAAGAGGCGGUGGUCCAGUGCUCUGCCACGGGCCGCUUGACUCCCAGCAUCCACUGGAGCAGAGCAGAUGGCAGUGAGCUCCCACACCAUGUGAUCCAGAUAGGAAGUGGGCUUCGCUUCACCAAGGUCAUGCGGGCUGACACUGGCAGCUAUACCUGUCAUGCCUCGAACAGCCUGCAGGGGGAGAUUUCUGCCUCUGUCCAGCUCACUGUAGCAGUCUACAUCACCUUCAGACUGGAGCCAGAGAACACCACGGUGUACCGGGGACACACGGCCGUCCUGCACUGCCAGGCCACCGGAGACCCGCCGCCCUUCAUCCAGUGGAAAAAGAAAGACAAGUUUCUAGAGCCACACAAUAGCAGGUUUCAGAAGCUAGCCAACGGCUCUCUGCUGAUCUCUGAUGUCGCCAUGGAAGACACAGGAAGUUACACCUGCAUCGCCGGGAACAACUGCAACAUCGGCCACACCACAGCUCAGCUGUAUGUCGUAGAGCGACCUGUCCACUUCCUGGAGGACGAAGAGAAGACGCCCUAUAGGAUGAUCCAGACGGUUGGCCUGUCGGUGGGUGCGGCGGUGGCCUACAUCAUCAUCGUGCUGGGCCUCAUGUUGUACUGUAAGAGGAGAAGACAGGCCAAGAGGCAGGGCAAGGAGGAGGAAGGAGAGACACAACAGCUCAACGGCCAGGCCCCAGCAGACCCCCAGGUGGAGGUGGCCCUCAGCAGUUUGGCUCCCACAGCAGAUGCUGGCACCUCCAGCCAGCGCCAUGGCAACCAUGACCCAGUGACCCUCCCCCGAUCGAACCUCACCCCGCUCCAAACACUUGGGAGGGGGGAGUUUGGGGAGGUCUUCCUGGCCAAAGCAAAGGGUCUGGCCGGCAGCGGAGGAAAAGGAGGAGGCGAGGAGGAGGUGUUGGUUCUGGCGAAGGCUCUACAGUCCAGAGAGGAGGUGGCCCAGCAGGAGUUCUGCAGACAGGUGGACAUGUUCUCCAAGGUGGACCACCAGAACCUGACCCGCCUGCUGGCCGUCUGCACUGACACAGAACCACACUACCUGCUCCUGGAAUAUGGCCACCAGAAGGGCGACCUGAAACAGUACCUGAAGAUGACCAGGACCAAAGAGGAGAAACCUGAGAAGACCCAUAACCUGAGCACCAAGCAGAAAGUGGGGGUGUGUCUUCAGAUUGCCAGGGCGAUGGAGCAUCUGUCAAACCAGCGCUUCGUGCAUCGGGACUUGGCGGCGAGGAACUGUGUGGUGAGCAGCAGAAGACACGUCAGGGUGUCCUGUCUGGGCCUGAGCAAGGACGUCUACAGCAGUGAGUACCACCAGGUUCGUCAGGCGUUGCUUCCUGUGCGCUGGCUGCCCAGCGAGGCGGUGUUCGAGGACGACUUCUCCACCAAGACGGACGUCUGGUCGUACGGGGUGCUGAUGUGGGAGGUCUUCACCCAGGGAGAGCUGCCCCACUCGGGCAUGGAUUACACUCAGCUGAUGGAGGCGCUGAAGGAGGGCUCUCUGAAGUUGCCCCUCCCUCCAGGCUGUCCGUCCAGGGUCUAUAAGCUGAUGUGUCAAUGCUGGUCUCUCAGCCCUAAAGACCGGCCUGGCUUCACUGAGGUCCUCACUGCACUCAGCAACCUGCCUUCAGACACUAAGGUGUGACCCCCCCCCAGCAACCUGCCUUCAAACACUAGGGUUUGAUCGACCCCCCACCAACAUGCCUUCAGACACUAAGGUGUAACCCCCCCCCCCAGCAACCUGCCUUCAAACACUAGGGUUUGAUCGA
Messenger RNA from Lampris incognitus (smalleye Pacific opah), 3656 nucleotides. RefSeq names its product protein tyrosine kinase 7a (gene ptk7a). Gene Ontology annotation, molecular function: ATP binding; axon guidance receptor activity; protein tyrosine kinase activity. The record is from RefSeq and is a predicted model, not a curated record. Gene Ontology annotation, biological process: homophilic cell-cell adhesion; synapse organization; protein phosphorylation. The coding region runs from base 362 to 3532 and encodes 1056 amino acids. Lineage: Eukaryota; Metazoa; Chordata; Actinopteri; Lampriformes; Lampridae. Gene Ontology annotation, cellular component: plasma membrane; axon; neuronal cell body. The transcript is spliced from 20 exons.